This is a messenger RNA of Fusarium poae, 1533 nucleotides long. RefSeq lists its product as uncharacterized. Bases 1 to 1533 code for a protein of 510 amino acids. NCBI's taxonomy places the organism in Eukaryota, Fungi, Ascomycota, Sordariomycetes, Hypocreales, Nectriaceae. Gene Ontology annotation, cellular component: SAS acetyltransferase complex. The record is from RefSeq and is a predicted model, not a curated record. The transcript has 2 exons. Gene Ontology annotation, molecular function: histone acetyltransferase activity.
AUGGCUUCCGUCACCCGUUCAUCGCGGCGCGCUGAAGUUCCGCAUCAGCAUCAUCAUCACUCGCACCACCACCUGCCAUCCCCAGCAAGCGUAUUUGCCCACACCCAGGGCGGAGGAGGACCACCAGGGGCAGGGCGCAACAAGAGGGCACUCGAUGCACACGAUCGCGACUUUGAUGCGAUAAAGCCCAAGAAAUCGCGUAUAACAGUAGAAGUUCCUGCAAAGGGCUCCCACAGACUCCGUGUCGCCAAUAUCGACAAAGAAGCCUCGCCCGCGCGCCAACCUACUGCGACGCCUACAGUGGCGACUGCGACGACACCAAAGAUCCCUUCCCCCCCGACCGACAACGCGACAUUGGAGCCAAAGCAAGAGCAAACCCUUACACAACACCAGAGCAAGGUCAUUAAUGGCCUAAAACACGAACUCGAUCGGUUACAACCUCAGCCGAGCGAUACCAACACAAAAGAACAAGGCCGGAAGCUUCGCUCCCAGGAAGCCACUAGGUUCAAGAGCGAGCUUUCUGCCUAUUUCUCUGAUUACGAUGAGGUAAUUGGCAACGAGCCCAAAGAACAACAACUGUUCACUGUCGAAACGCCGAUAGUUAUUGUCGACUCUGACGCACGACGCGCAGUUUCAGACAACCAACGCGCCAUUCCGCAGCAUCCCAACCCCGCAACUGAGUAUCCCGUACGCGGAUAUGGCGAUGCAUUAUUUUUUAACGUCUUUGAUUGUCAGCAAAUCGACUUGGGAUUUUUAGAGUCCAAAAACAAAACAGUCGAAGAUCCUUUGCCAGAUAAAUUAUUUCAGCCAAUACAUCGUCGAGCUGAGCGACUGGAAAGAUCAGUACGCAAUGCUGAGAAAGGUCGAGCUCAACAUGAAAAAGACCACAUUAUUCGGCUUCUCGAAGGCCUGCAAGGCCACGAUUGGUUGAGAGUCAUGGGCGUGAGUGGAGUAACAGAAACCAAGAAGAAGACGUUUGAACCCGCUCGCAAUCACUUCAUCAAGGGUUGUCAGGCUGUCCUUGACAAAUAUCGGAACUAUGUUCUGGAAGAGAAGAAGCGCAAGAUGGAGAAAGACAGAGCUCGAGCCGAGAAAGAGCACGAAGACUCGAGUAUCGAUGAAGACGAAACAAGCGACGAGACGGCUGAUGGCAAUGUUAGCGACUCAGCAUCACCGGCAAAGCAACUUCAAGAGGAAGCAAUGGCAAGGUCUAGAUCCUCAAAAGGAUCCAAAAACCGCAAAGCGACGCCUCAGCCACCUGCAGCUAAGGCUCCGCGUCCUGCAAAGGCACCACCCGCUCUAAAGCCACCAGAGCCGCCUAAGGAGUUCAAGUCGUUCUUCGCAAAGCGAUACGAGCGUGACAGCGCUCUAAAUAGGAACAGGCGUACAGGAAGAAAGGUAAUGGCAUGGGGCCUGCCCAUUCCUGAGAUACCCGAUGUUGAUUUUGAUUUACCGGAGGAAUACCGCGAUGAAGAUACCCUCAAGGUCCGGGCGAGAAAAAAGCGCCGGGAUCGAAGACGCAGCAAAAAGUGA